CUUGCUUGCAUUGAGAGCAGCUCUUCAAAACUGCAUGGGUGCCACUGGAGUACACCUCACUUCUCUAACCGACUUGUGCCUCUGUUCAUCAUGAUAAACACCUUUCACACUAGCUACAAUCCUCCACCUCCACCGGUGCCUCCACGGGCAGGAUACAACAGACCCCGGCCAGCGGGCAACACAUCUUUAGUCAAGUUUUUGUCAGUGAUGCUGCUGCUGUUAAUGAUACUGACCUUCGGAGGCUUCCUCUACCUGUUCCAGAAACUCAACGUGCAGCUCCAGGACAGUUAUCAUGAAGACUUCAUCCUAAAGAGACUACAGGAAUGUGCGGACAGCAGUAUGGGAGAAGAAUCAAUGACAGAAUGUGGCAAACUGAUGGAAAGAUAUAAAACUGUCAUAGAAAAGGUUUCACAAGCAAAUGAAAAAUUGUCGAAGUUAACUGGAGGGGGGGCACACUUUAUUGGACCAGCUGCACACAUGGUUGCUCUGACUGUGCCCAAAGAUAAGACUUCUGACUUCUUGAAGACAAGCAGUCUUGUUUGGGAUAAAGAUCACUCACUGCUGCAGGACGUUAAGAUCAGCAAAGAACGGGACAAGUUGACCAUUCAGUAUCCCGGAAUCUAUUUCAUCUAUUCCCAGGUCACCUUCUCCAGAAAUAAUCCUUCAUCUUCAUUAAAGCAGUCCAUAAGGAGCACAGUGCCUAAGAAAGAGCAAGGCAAGGAGCUACUCAAGUCCUUUUGCACUUUGAAACCAGGCACAUCAAAUAUGUGUACAGCUUCUGUGACAGGGGUGUUCCAUCUAGAGAAAGACCAACAGAUCUCUGUUACAGUAACAAACACAUCCUUGGUAAACCGGGACUCCUGCAGCUUUGGAUUAUUCAAAUUGCGGUAAAGAACACUCUGGAACUGGAUCAUGGCACUCUAAUUAAAUGGAUAAUUAUAAAUUAUGCCAUACAUCUCCAGGGAAAUACAUUGCACCAUCUCUUCUCCUUGAGUCCAAACCACAAUCAAAAUUCAGGACACACAAGGAAGUC
Messenger RNA from Carassius carassius (crucian carp), 1033 nucleotides. RefSeq names its product CD40 ligand-like. Lineage: Eukaryota; Metazoa; Chordata; Actinopteri; Cypriniformes; Cyprinidae. Gene Ontology annotation, biological process: immune response. Gene Ontology annotation, cellular component: membrane. Gene Ontology annotation, molecular function: tumor necrosis factor receptor binding. The record is from RefSeq and is a predicted model, not a curated record. The transcript has 5 exons. The coding region runs from base 91 to 891 and encodes 266 amino acids.